AUGCCUGAGUUUUUCGGUCUGCCACGCGAGUUGCGAGACAUGAUUUAUACAUCUGUCAUCACGUGGUCACUUCCACAGCCUCGCCGUGAGGAUACAGAAGAUCACAGAUGGCGCCUAAUCCUAGAACCCCGGAGCAUACACUCCGGCGAAUUCGGCUGUUCGUACUCCACAGAUACAAUUCCAGGCACAUGUGCCAACUUGCUCGCAUGUAAUCGCCAGGUCAACCUUGAGCUUACACAGGCAAUCGAAAGAGCUAAGAGGCAAGGACAUUUGGUAGCCAAGCUUGACUGUAUCUCUGUGGAUGAAAGCAAGCAUGCCUUUUCAUGGCUUUCAUUGCCCAUCGUAACGAACAAGCCAACCGAACAUGGAGGAAAGGCCAACGUCUUAGCAUCCUGGGCGGAUCGUAUACUUCACACACCGCAGAGGAUGCUGAAUCUAAGUAUCAGCAGUAGAAGCCCAAAUCCUGGCCGUUCUAUCUCAACCACCAUCUUGGAGAAUAUGAGGAUCGAUGUCCGCAUAUACGGCAACCGCACUGCGAAGUGGUCGUCGAAUCGGUGCCCACCGGAGCGCACAUCUUGGGCAGUUUGCGCGGCACUAAAACGGCUCUUCGAUGGCGACACGCUUAUGCGUCCCAUUAAUGCUACGACUUCCCCGGGUCCUUCCUCGAAUAAUAUAAUUAUUGACGAGUUGAUCCUCAACGUGGUCUCACCAAAUACGCCCAAGAACUUGUGGCUGCCCGAGGACUACCCACUUGAUGUUGCGACCUAUGGAGUGGUGCAUCCACGGACGGUGGCUAAAGAGCUUCUGGACAUGUGGAACAUCAUUUGGACUUGUGAAGAGUUCAAGGGCGCCCACUACCACAUACUGCUAGAGCGGAUCAAGAGAGUAAAGAUCUGCCUUGACGGAGAAACCUGGCGGGUCAGAGAGCUUGGAAUGGAGCUGGAGCGAGGACAAGCAGAGCGAAGAAGGAUCGCCAUGAGGGGUAUUUGGUAG
Molecule: messenger RNA, 993 nt
Organism: Didymella exigua CBS 183.55
Lineage: Eukaryota; Fungi; Ascomycota; Dothideomycetes; Pleosporales; Didymellaceae
Exons: 1
Coding region: 1-993 (330 amino acids)
Source: RefSeq, a predicted model, not a curated record